ACUCCUCGGUGCUCCGUAGCAUUUCCACCACCAGCACGCUCCCACGGCACUUCCACCCCGAAAGAUAACCCCGCGCCGCGCCGCGCCGCCGCACCAGCACGCCGGGCAGGCAGGCAGGCACGGCCAUCUUCUUCGUCCUCUCCUCCUCCAAUUCAAGGCGGCGCCCAAGUUUCCAGGGCCGCAGCCCGCGGGGCAGGGGGAUGUGGGGGCGGCACUACUGGGGCGGCGGGCGGCGUCCGGACCCGGCCGCCGCCGGCGUGGUGGUGAUGUUCGCGUGGCUGUCGAGCCAGGAGCGCCACGUGCGGGCGUACGUGGAGCUCUACGCGGCGCGCGGGUGGGCGUGCCUCGUCUGCCACUCCGACUUCCCCACCCUGUUUUUCCCCGAGAAGGCUGCUAUGCUUGCCGACAGGGUGCUUGGGGAGCUUGUCAAGGAGCUGAAGAUUAGACCUGUACCUGUUGCGUUCGCAUCGUUUUCAGGAGGGCCAAAGGGUUGUACGUACAAGGUUCUUCAGCUGAUAGAGCGAAGAUGUAAAGGGCAACUAAGUCUGGAUGAGUAUCAGCUUGUACGGGAUUGUCUGUGCGGGCAAAUGUACGACUCAAGUCCUGUGGAUUUUGUCAGUGAUUUAGGCACUCGCUUUCUCCUUGACCCAAGUGUCCUGAAGAUGUCUGAACCUCCUCGUGUCUUGUCAUGGAUGGCUAAGGGUGUUGCCUCAGGUCUCGACGCCCUAUUCAUAAACAAAUUUGAAGAACAACGUAAAGAUUAUUGGGAAACACUAUACUCAUCUGUGAAUGUUGGGCCAAUACUGAUACUCUGUUCAGAGGAUGAUCAACUUGCUCCAUAUUCGGUUGUUGAAAAUUUUGCCAAGCGUCUGCUGGAGCUUGGUGGUGAUGUGAACCUAGUUAAAUGGCACAGUUCUCCUCAUGUAGGCCACUACAAGUAUCACCCUGAGGAAUACCGAACUGCGGUGACUGAGCUACUCAUGAAAGCAUCGGCGCUUUACAUGAGCAGAAGACAACUUAACGGAUAUGAGGUGGGCACAAGUGAGCACAGCGACAUGCCUCCGUCCAUCUCCGAUCAGCGCAGAACUGCUGCAAGCUCUAACAACAGGCUAAGACGAGCACCGAUCGAUCCAAUGGAUCAGUUCUUCCUACCAAGCUCCAUGGAGUACCAUGAAAGCAGUGAGGGACCGAAGCCAGAGCUGUUCAACAUGCCAAGUGUGGAGAGCUUGAGCCUGCAUGGGGUGCUGGGGCAGGUGAUGUAUGAUGUAUGCGUUCCAAAAAACGUAGAAGGCUGGGACCUCAAGCCUUCUGCUUCGAGGCACAUGCAUACUGCUGCGCGUCGGCAUAGCAGCUUCAAUCCAAUGAAAUGUGUGCGGCGCUCGAGAUUGUGAAAAUUUUGACUGGAACAUUUGCAUGCAUACAGGUGAAUGUGUAUACUAUGAGAGAAUUUGUUUGGUGGAUGCUGGUGAAUCUUAAUAUAGCCACCAUCCAUCGAAUAAAAUGCGAAAUUUAAUUUUGUAAAUCUGAAGGAGUUGUGCACGUCUGUGUAUAUGAUAUGGCCACUUAUCUUAUUUUCCUCUGCCAAUAAAUGAAAUCUCCUUAUUAAUUUCUCUCA
Molecule: messenger RNA, 1615 nt
Organism: Setaria italica (foxtail millet)
Lineage: Eukaryota; Viridiplantae; Streptophyta; Magnoliopsida; Poales; Poaceae
Exons: 7
Coding region: 201-1391 (396 amino acids)
Source: RefSeq, a predicted model, not a curated record